This is a messenger RNA of Penicillium hordei, 945 nucleotides long. RefSeq names its product putative mitochondrial ADP,ATP carrier protein (Ant). Gene Ontology annotation, molecular function: ATP:ADP antiporter activity. Bases 1 to 945 code for a protein of 314 amino acids. Gene Ontology annotation, cellular component: mitochondrial inner membrane. The record is from RefSeq and is a predicted model, not a curated record. Gene Ontology annotation, biological process: mitochondrial ATP transmembrane transport; mitochondrial ADP transmembrane transport. The transcript has 5 exons. NCBI's taxonomy places the organism in Eukaryota, Fungi, Ascomycota, Eurotiomycetes, Eurotiales, Aspergillaceae.
AUGGGUUCCGGUGAUGUUAACCAGGCCGACAAGUCCGUCCUCGGCAUGCCCGGCUUCGUUGUCGACUUCCUGAUGGGUGGUGUCUCCGCCGCUGUCUCCAAGACCGCCGCUGCCCCCAUUGAGCGUAUCAAGCUCCUGAUCCAGAACCAGGAUGAGAUGCUCAAGCAGGGUCGUCUCGACCGCAAGUACAACGGUAUUGGCGACUGCUUCAAGCGUACCGCCGCCGCUGAGGGUGUCGUCUCCUUGUGGCGUGGUAACACCGCCAACGUCAUCCGUUACUUCCCCACCCAGGCUCUUAACUUCGCUUUCCGUGACACCUACAAGUCCAUGUUCGCCUACAAGAAGGACCGUGAUGGAUACGGCAAGUGGAUGAUGGGUAACCUUGCCUCCGGUGGUGCCGCUGGUGCCACUUCCCUCCUCUUCGUCUACUCCCUGGACUACGCCCGUACCCGUCUGGCCAACGAUGCCAAGUCCUCCAAGGGCUCCGGUGAGCGCCAGUUCAACGGUCUCGUCGAUGUCUACCGCAAGACCCUCGCCUCCGACGGUAUUGCCGGUCUCUACCGUGGCUUCGGUCCCUCCGUUCUCGGAAUUGUCGUCUACCGUGGUCUCUACUUCGGAAUGUACGAUUCCAUCAAGCCCGUUCUCCUCGUCGGUCCUCUUGAGGGCUCUUUCCUCGCCUCCUUCCUGCUCGGCUGGACCGUCACCACCGGUGCCGGUGUUGCCUCUUACCCUCUUGACACCGUUCGCCGCCGCAUGAUGAUGACCUCUGGUGAGGCCGUCAAGUACUCCAGCUCCAUGGAUGCUGCCCGCCAGAUCGUCGCCAAGGAGGGUGUCAAGUCUCUCUUCAAGGGUGCCGGUGCUAACAUCCUCCGUGGUGUUGCCGGUGCUGGUGUCCUGUCCAUCUACGACAAGGCCCAGCUCCUCCUCCUCGGCAAGAAGUUCUAA